GAAUGGGAAACGCUUCACUCGCCCUUCAGAAGUCUCUAGAAGCCCUUCUGCUUUGCUGCUCACUAUAAAUUUCUCGUCUUUAUCCGCCCCCAUCCGGUUCGAUCGCCCGCGUUGUCCGAAACCAAUCCCCUUGCCCUAAUCUCUGCGCCGAGCCGCCGUCAUGGAGGAGGAAGACUUCGAUCUCCCGGGUACCGAGGAGGCGGCGGACGACGGCCUGAUGGAUCUCCCCGACGAGGACCCCUCGUUCGAGAUCGGCGAGGAGAAGGAGAUCGGCAAGCAGGGGCUCAAGAAGAAGCUCGUCAAGAAGGGGGACGGGUGGAACGUGCCAGAGGCCGGCGACGAAGUUGAAGUGCACUACACUGGGACUCUGCUCGAUGGGACCAAGUUCGACUCGAGCCGUGAUCGGGGUACGCCGUUCAAGUUCAAGCUCGGUCAAGGUCAAGUCAUAAAGGGAUGGGAUCAAGGUAUUAAAACCAUGAAGAAGGGUGAAAAUGCCAUCUUCACCAUUCCUCCGGAAUUGGCUUAUGGUGAACAUGGUUCUCCUCCCACUAUCCCACCGAAUGCCACUCUCCAAUUUGAUGUGGAGCUACUGUCAUGGUGUAGUGUCAAGGACAUAUGCAAAGAUGGUGGUAUAUUCAAGAAGAUCCUCAAGGAAGGAGAAAAGUGGGAGAAUCCAAAAGAUUUAGAUGAAGUGCUCGUGAAAUAUGAAGCCCGGCUUGAGGAUGGAACUGUUAUCUCAAAAUCAGAGGGAGUAGAAUUUACCGUUAAAGAUGGUCUCUUCUGUCCUGCACUAGCUAAAGCUGUAAAGACUAUGAAGAGGGCUGAAAAGGUGCUUCUCACUGUGAAACCACAAUAUGCGUUUGGUGAGAAAGGUAGACCAGCUUCUGGAGACGAAGGUGCCGUGCCACCAAAUGCAAAUCUUUAUGUGGAGCUUGAGUUAGUCUCUUGGAAGACUGUUACACAGAUAGGGGAUGACAAGAAGAUCAUUAAAAUGAUCCUCAAGGAAGGAGAAGGUUAUGAUCACCCAAAUGAAGGAGCAGUUGUGACAGUGAAACUGAUUGGGAAACUACAAGAUGGGACAAUUUUUGUGAAGAAGGGUCAUGAUGAGCAGGAACCAUUUGAGUUCAAGACUGCUGAAGAAAAAGUUAUCGAAGGUCUUGACCAAGCAGUGAUGACGAUGAAUAAGGGAGAGAUUGCUUUGGUGACAAUUCCACCUGAAUAUGCCUUCUUGUCCACUGAAUCAAAGCAGGACCUUGCUGUGGUUCCUGCCAACUCCACUGUUAUUUAUGAGGUUGAGCUUGUAUCAUUUGUAAAGGAGAAAGAGUCAUGGGACAUGAACACUGCAGAGAAGAUUGAAGCAGCUGCUAAAAAGAAAGAAGAGGGAAAUGCACUGUUCAAAAUGGGCAAAUAUAUGAGAGCUUCCAAGAGAUACGAAAAGGGUUCAAAGUUCAUCGAGCAUGACAGCUCAUUCAGUGAAGAGGAAAAGAAGCAAUCCAAAGCACUGAAAGCCAUAUGCAGUCUCAACAAUGCAGCCUGCAAAUUGAAGCUCAAAGAUUACAAAGAGGCAGAAAAGCUCUGCACGAAGGUGCUGGAGACUGAGAGCAGAAAUGUUAAGGCCCUGUAUAGGAGGGCCCAAGCUUAUAUCCAGCUCGCUGACUUUGAUCUUGCGGAGUUGGACAUUAAGAAAGCACUUGAAAUUGAUCCUGAUAACAGGGAUGUGAAAUUGGAAUACAAAACUUUGAAGGAGAAGAUGAAGGAAUACAACAAGAAAGAUGCCAAAUUUUACAGCAACAUCUUUGCUAAAAUGAGCAAAUUAGAGCCAACGGAAGCCAGCAAAGCAGGAAACUAGGCAAUCUGCAGCAGGCGACAGGGACGAACGGGUGAAGUCACUAACAACAUUACCUAUGACCAUUCGAGAUACAUUGAGAUUCCUUUGAUCUUUUUACUUGGCAUGAAAACUUUUGUAUGCAUGAGAUGGUAUCAAGUGAUGGUCCAACCAUCUGUAGGGGACAAUUACAGUGUUGUAAGGUUUUAAAGUGACAAUUUACCAUCGUGGUUGGUUUUUGUAUUUUCAUCCACCAAAAUUGGAUCGUUAUGCUUCCUUUGCUGCA
Molecule: messenger RNA, 2111 nt
Organism: Musa acuminata AAA Group (dessert banana)
Lineage: Eukaryota; Viridiplantae; Streptophyta; Magnoliopsida; Zingiberales; Musaceae
Product: 70 kDa peptidyl-prolyl isomerase
Exons: 13
Coding region: 161-1849 (562 amino acids)
Molecular function (GO): peptidyl-prolyl cis-trans isomerase activity; protein binding
Source: RefSeq, a predicted model, not a curated record